This is a messenger RNA of Pezoporus flaviventris, 4145 nucleotides long. It is a transcript of the gene IL2RB, whose product is annotated as interleukin 2 receptor subunit beta. The coding region runs from base 248 to 2002 and encodes 584 amino acids. The transcript has 10 exons. Gene Ontology annotation, biological process: immunoglobulin mediated immune response; cytokine-mediated signaling pathway. The record is from RefSeq and is a predicted model, not a curated record. Gene Ontology annotation, cellular component: membrane; external side of plasma membrane. Lineage: Eukaryota; Metazoa; Chordata; Aves; Psittaciformes; Psittacidae. Gene Ontology annotation, molecular function: cytokine receptor activity; protein binding.
GUACAAGACCAUGCAUGUGCAGAACCGCCAGGCUGGAAGCAACUCUUGUGCCAGCAGCACUGGCUGACACCUGGACAUGCACUGAGCUAGGAUAUCCACCUCCAUCCCUCUCUGUUCUCCUCUCCCCGUUCCCCUCACUGUUUGAUGUCCAGCACCUGCAUUCACCCAACUCUACGACCUGAACCCCGGGGACUCCCUUCAUCAGGACCUCUUGGUGCCCACAGCUGAAAGUGUGUCACCGGUACAGAUGAAGCCUUCUUUGCUGCUUCUAUGUCAUCUCUGGCUGUUCAGCCUCACACCUCUCUCCUGGGCAUCAGACUCAGCACAAGGUGCCUCCAGCCUCACUUGUUGGUAUGACUCACGGGCAGCUCUCUUCUGCGACUGGACCCCAGGCAAGGACCUGGCUGAAGCACCAUGCCAGCUGGAGAUUUUAUCCAAGUUACCCUUCUGUGACAGGUUCUCUCUCUUCUCUGAAAAAAUCAAGAAGCACUGUGAAUUACCCAAGGCAGAACACACAACAAGACUGAGGAGAUGCAUCAAGACCUUCAGCAAAAACAAUAAUGCUCAAUGCUUCACCACUGCAGACAGUCUUACCAUGUCAGUCCAUUGCCAGGUUGGAGAGAAUAGGUCUGUACCCGUGCAAAUAGAAGAUUUCAGUCCACUUGCAAACAUAAAGCUGAGGCCCCCAAGCAAUCUUCAGCUGGUUCACAAAACUGAAAAUACAUACAACUUAACAUGGAGCCUGAAUAUCUCCUCUCACUAUUUGGAUGGGGAGCGGGAAUACCAAGUGCGGUACCGAAACACAACUGAGUCCUGGCAAGAGGCCAGGAACUUCACCAUUAUGCAAGACCAGAUGUGGGUGGUGUUUGAGAGCCUUUCACCCAACACGAAAUACGAGGCAGCUGUCCGUGCAAGGCCAAGUGCCUCAAGCAUCUGCAAAGGCGUGUGGAGCGACUGGAGCGAGACGAUACUGUGGAGGACUCAUGCUGACCAAACAUCCCAACCGGUACUGCCGUUUCUUAUAGUGAGCACUUGCAUCUUCGUGGUCAUUGGAACUGCCUUCCUUAUUAACUUACGGACCCUGAAAUGGUUUAAGAAGAUCCUGAAAAUUCACAUCCCAGACCCCGAGAAGUUCUUCCCCCCACUUGUUUCAGUUCACGGAGGUGACAUUCAGAAAUGGCUCUCCUCCCCAUUCUCCACAUCUUCCUACUGUGUGAACAGCACAACCCCAGAGAUCUCCAUGCUUGAGGUGAUGCAGAAGAAUGACCAGGAAUCACAGCUUCUACUUUCCAAGGGCACCCUAACUCCUGAACCACCCUUAGAAACCAGUGGCCACUCUGUAUCCAGCUGCUUCACCGACCAAGGCUACUUCUUCUUCCCCCUUUCCAACUCCUUUGAAAUUGAGCCCUGCCAGGUAUACUUCACCUACGAGCCUUUCACCCAGGAGGGCAUUGGCAGCGGGAAUGGCAAGCCUUACUAUGCUCUACCCUCCCCAGACCUCUGCACGCUGGCAGAGGACAUGCCAGUGUUGUCCCACAACUUCUUGCACUGUAUCAAGCUGACCCGGGGCUUACAAAGCAGCUCCCUCAUGGAAAAGAUGGAAGGAGAAUCCCAGCAGGCCAUGGCUAUUUCUGGGGUUCUCCAGUCAAGUGAAGGCACCUCGCUAACACCAGUUCUGAAACAGAAUGAGAAGGUGAUGGACAAAGCAGCCUUACAGCCUCCUGGGGCCCCGUGCCAGCUGGACACUGACUUUUCUCACCCACCAGACCUGGAUGACAGCAAUACUGUUGAUGUAAUGGAGGGGAAUGGGGAGGCAAACCCCCCGACUGACCCCUGUACACCAGCAGUACAUGAUACCUCUUCUUCCUCUCAGCCUUCACCUCUAAGGCAAAGCCAGAAUGAGGAUUCAUGCAGAACAGCCUGCUCCAGCCAGGCCCCAAACACUGGUGCCUACCUUUCCCUGAGGGACCUCCAGUGCCAAUACAGCUAUUGCUCUGUCUAGGAUCUGCCUGGAGGAAACCCACAGGUGGGAAAGGCCUUCCCUGCAGGAAAGGCUGGAGAGUGAGUUUUCCUAUUCAGGGCAAGAAUGUGGCUUCAGCAUCAGACCCAUUGGGACUGUUCUUUAAAGAAGCUGGAGAGACCAGUUACUCUAGAGGGCUGCAAAACCAGAAAAGGGAUAGGAUGGACAAGGUGUAAAUUCAUGGAUGUCUAAAUGAGUAAACACCAGUUCCCAAGGUAAAGUGUUAGUGAAACAGACCGCUGGAAAUGAGAGGACAUUUUGUAUGGAGAGCUAGGCUAGUGGGCAGUAAAUCAAGAGAUGGAAAAUGAUAAAGGCACGUUAAAGCUGUUCAGUGGCAGCACAGCUAAUGGAGACAUAUAAGCCUUAGUCUUAUUCUUAGGCAUACAGGCAAACAAGGACUCACCUUUGUAACUGAAUCUGUUUCUCUUCUAUUACUGGAUCUGACAGAAUAGAAACCCCUUCCUGAACUGCUCAAGUGCCAUACCAAAUUGCACCAGCUUGUUUUUAACUUCCCAGCUCCUUAGUAGGAGGCUGUGCCAGCACUUCCAUGCUCUGCAUCUUGGUGUGAAAUAGCACUCAGAUUUGAUGCCGAGCAGCCACAUGGUCCAUUUGCCUCAUCCCAGCCUAAAAACCUCUAACAGGAGGGAGAAAUGCCUGAAAAGGUAGACAAGAGAUUUUGUACAAGGGACAGUAGCACCGCUGGUCAGUGCUGUGGCCAGUGAUGAAAUGGACGAAGACAUCUGACCAAGGGUAUAACUUUUCCUGUGAUGUCCCCACUUCAGGUUUUAAUCAGAUAUUACAUUCUAAGCUACUCAGUCCAGCUUUGGACUUGAGUCUCUAAGGUAGGCUCAGAGCCCCAGCUGUGUCAGCUGUCUAAGGCAAUGCAGUGUAAAAACAAAUCCCCAUUAUUGGGUUAAAAAUAGUGGGGAAAUCCCCCUCCCCCCUUUCCCCCAGGUCUGAUGAUGGCAGUAAAGAGAACGCACACAAUUUCCCAUUCUUGCUGCAAUAUUUUUCAUGAAAUCGAAAGCCUCUCUGCCCUGCUGGCAAAAUACAGUUAUUUGACUACGAUAAGCUGAUUGCAGAGUAGUUCAUCCCACAUCCUGUAUUAGUGGAAAACAUCACAACACUGCUGCCCAUUCCUUCCAUUGCUCAAGGGAAACCAUUGCCUAAUUAGCAGCAAAGAUGUGGUGAAUAAGCCCAGAAAACUAACCCACAAAUCAGCACCUUUGCUGAAAAGAAAACCCCAAUCCACUCACAAAGAAUGGGGAUAGCAAAGGCCACAUUGUGUUUUUUUCUUUUUCCUCUGCAUUUGCUGAUCUCAUUUCAGAAAAAGCAGCUCAACGUGGAAGAAAAGUGGCAAGGCAAAGGAAGACAAGCUGUUCUGGUUACACACAUCCCUGCAUUUAACAUCUGUACUGUCUAUCUGCUUUCUUGCAUAUUUCUGGACUACUCAGCAGUGGGAAAAUAUCAGCCCUGUGCUAAAGAUCCUUCUUCUAAGAUUUUUUAUAUCAAAAAGGUCAAGGAUAUCAAACUCAUUAAUUCUGUCACCCCUGUGAGUAUCACUCAGAACUAAUUAUUCCUUACCCCUCUUUGUACAAGCAUUGAGCUUCCCCGUUGUCACAGUUCCACACUGUUACCUGACCUUGCAUUAUGCAGACGGAAUAUCAUUAUGAAUCCCAGGUGUGGGGUACCCACUGGCUUGGAUUUCACCACAAAAGUGCUGCUCAGAGGAGCUGAACCUGAAUGUAACUGAGAGGGAUGGAGGAGCUAAACCUCUCCUCUCAUCAGCUUCUUCACCACCUGCAUCAAGACGUGGACUGCUCCGUUGUCUGCAGGAGACAACGGCUGAAGAACACCCUACAGCUUCCUGGAUAAGGAAGCACAAGGCUUGCCCAGCUGCUUGUUAUACAUUCAGAAUCUUCCCAGAUGGACUUCAAAAAGACGUGCUGAAUCCCAUGCCCCUGACAGGCAAUUUGCUGUUUUACAUGGGCCAAGUAUCCUAGUUGUACUGAUGAUUAUCCUGUCCCAAUGUAGAUCUUCAUAAGCUUUUUAAUUAUUCUCGCUUCUGAGUACAAAAGAAAAACUUUCCCUCUUUGCAAAUAAAAUAAAUAUUUAGUAAUCUACA